Messenger RNA from Caenorhabditis elegans, 2334 nucleotides. It is a transcript of the gene acs-19, whose product is annotated as Acetyl-coenzyme A synthetase. Gene Ontology annotation, molecular function: acetyl-CoA synthetase activity; AMP binding. Gene Ontology annotation, biological process: acetyl-CoA biosynthetic process. Bases 54 to 2066 code for a protein of 670 amino acids. NCBI's taxonomy places the organism in Eukaryota, Metazoa, Nematoda, Chromadorea, Rhabditida, Rhabditidae. The record is from RefSeq and is marked reviewed. The transcript is spliced from 5 exons.
GUUAUUGCAUCUCAUCAUGUCGGACGUUCGCGUCAAGUUCAACCUAGCCAACGAUGGAGAAGGUCUCGACGAGGAUAUUUCAGAUUUUCCUCCCUCCAGCCCCACUCCUUGCCGGUGCUCACUGUGCUGGCCUUCAAUCUUACCACGAUUUGUACCGUUCCUCGAUCAACGAUGCUGACGAGUUCUGGCGUACCGUCUCAUCUGAACUCCAUUUCGAACAAGGAACCUCUAAGGGUCUCGAAUGGAAUUUCGACUCGAAAGCUGGAAAUGUCUUCGUCAAGUUUAUGGAUGGAGCCAAGACUAACAUCUCGUACAACUGUUUGGAAAGAAACAUUAAACGUGGAUAUGGAAACAAAAUCGCCUACAUUUUCGAAGGAAACGAGCCAACCGACACCUCCACCUGGACAUACAACGAGCUACACGCCCAAGUAGUCCAAUUCUCCGCUGUUCUGAGAUCUCAUGGCGUCAAACGAGGCGAUGUGGUUGCUUUAUAUCUUCCAAUGAUUCCCGAAUUAGCAGUUGCAAUGCUUGCGUGUGCCCGUAUCGGAGCAAUGCAUUCUGUUGUUUUCGCUGGUUUCUCUGCCGAAUCACUUGCCGCUCGUGUUGUCGACGCUCGCUGCAGAGUUUUGGUUACGGCGGACGGAGUUUUUCGAGGAGCUAAACCAAUUGGGCUCAAGUCAAUUGCGGAUGCAGCUGCCGUUCUCGCAUCGCAGGAAGAUGUCAAAGUGGAAGCUAUCAUUAUGGUGGAACACUUAAAACGAGUCACGAAGCCUGAUGGAGUGGAACUUCCCAAGGUCGAUUACACCGAUAUCACCGUCAUCUACGAUUCGGAGAUGCUCAAGUGUGCAGGCGUGGAUUCCCCGGUAGAAUGGAUGGAUUCUGAAGAUCCGCUAUUUAUUCUCUACACAUCUGGCUCAACCGGAAAACCGAAAGGUAUUCAACACACUACAGCUGGAUACAUGACGUACGCCUACGCAACCACAAAAUACACUUUUGAUGCACAAGAAGACGAUGUUUACUGGUGUACUGCCGAUUGUGGAUGGAUCACCGGACACUCGUACCUUCUUUAUGGACCUUUGAUGAAUGGGCUCAAGGGAAUUUGGUAUGAAGGUGUGCCGACUUAUCCGACUCCUUCUAGAAUGUGGGAUGUCACUGAUAAGUAUGGUGUGACCAAGCUGUAUACCUCACCAACAGCCGCAAGAGCUCUUAUGGCUCUCGGAAAUCAGUGGCUUGAAAGCUCUUCUCGCAAAACUCUCAAGGUUAUCGGAACAGUUGGAGAGCCCAUCAAUCCUGCUGCAUGGAUGUGGUUGUACAAGCAAGUUGGACUUUCCAAUGUAUCCAUUGUGGAUACUUACUGGCAAACUGAAACUGGAGGACACAUGAUCACAUGCCUUCCAGGAGCAACUCCAAUGAAGCCAGGAGCAGCUGCAAUGCCAUUCUUCGGAGCAUCUCCAGUUCUUUUGGAUGCUGAAGGUCGUGUUAUUGAAGGUCCGGGAGAAGGAUCACUAUGCUUUGAUCGUGCCUGGCCUGGAAUGAUGCGUGGAAUCUAUGGAGAUGAGCAACGCUUUGUCAAGACCUAUUUGGCUCCAUUCAAUGGAUACUAUUUCACUGGAGAUGGUGCCAGACGUGAUGAAGAUGGAUACUUGUGGAUAACUGGACGUGUUGAUGAUUUGAUGAAUGUCAGUGGUCAUCUUCUGUCUACUGCUGAAAUUGAAUCAGCUCUUGUGGCUCAUGAGAAAGUUGCUGAAGCUGCCGUUGUUGCUGCUCCACAUGACAUCAAGGGAUCCUUCCCAUACGCAUUCGUCACUUUGAAUGUUGGAGAGAGAAUCAAUGAAAAGCUUGUGGCUGAGCUCAAGAAACUAGUUCGCGAGAAAAUUGGUGCAUUGGCUGUUCCAGAUGUUAUCCAAGAAGCUCCAGGACUUCCAAAAACUCGUUCCGGCAAGGUUACCAGAAGAAUCUUGAGAAAGAUUGCUGAAGGAUCCGAAAGUGGAAUCGGUGAUACUACUACUCUAGUCGACGAAUCUGUCAUCAAACAACUAAUCUCUGGACGUUCUGCACGUGCAUAAACGAACUUGAACAAUUGUAAAUCAAUUCAAUUCUUACUAUUAAUGUUACUUUUUCUGUAUUACUUCUCUUUUCCCCCUCUAUCGUUGUAAUUUCUGCAGAAUCAAUGCAAGAUCUAAACUUUUAACCCCAACAUGACCUUCUUUGUAAUCAAGAUGCAUUCCCUGAUUGACUCCUGUGUAGAAUUAAAUUCCAGUGUUGUAAUUUCCCCCAGUAAUUUAUUGAACCCUGAAUUCGAAAUUAGAAAACAAGUAAAUGAUUCAGAACUGA